Neofelis nebulosa (Clouded leopard) is the source of this 1536-nucleotide messenger RNA. It is a transcript of the gene CPA3, whose product is annotated as carboxypeptidase A3. The record is from RefSeq and is a predicted model, not a curated record. Gene Ontology annotation, molecular function: metallocarboxypeptidase activity; zinc ion binding. Gene Ontology annotation, biological process: proteolysis. Lineage: Eukaryota; Metazoa; Chordata; Mammalia; Carnivora; Felidae. The transcript is spliced from 11 exons. Bases 34 to 1287 code for a protein of 417 amino acids.
GGCAGAGGGUCUUGGGGCAGGCACAGAAGAACCAUGCGGUUCAUCCUGCCUGUGGGUCUGAUUGCUACCACCCUUGCAAUUGCUCCUGUCCGCUUCGAUGGGGAGAAAGUGCUCCGCGUGAAGCUCCAGGAUGAAAAACAAGCAAACAUCAUAAAGGACUUGGCCCAAACCAACCAGCUUGACUUCUGGUAUCCAGAUGCCGCUCACCACGUAGCUGCUAAUAUGACAAUAGAUUUCCGAGUUAGUGAAAAGGAAUCCCAGUCCAUCCAGUCUUCUUUGGAUCAAAAUAAAAUGCACUAUGAAAUCUUGAUCCAUGAUCUACAAGAAGAGAUUGAAAAACAGUUUGAUGUUAAAGAAGAUAUCCCAGGCAGGCACAGCUAUGCAAAAUACAAUAACUGGGACAAGAUUGUUGCUUGGACUGAAAAAAUGGUGCAUAAGCAUCCUGAAAUGGUCUCUCGUAUUAAAAUUGGAACCACUGUUGAAGAUAAUCCACUAUAUGUUCUCAAGAUUGGGAAAAGGGAUGAAAGGAGAAAGGCUAUUUUUAUGGAUUGUGGCAUUCAUGCACGAGAAUGGAUCUCCCCAGCAUUCUGCCAGUGGUUUGUCUAUCAGGCAGCCAAAACUUAUGGUAAAAACAAAAUUAUGACCAAACUCCUGGACCGAAUGAAUUUCUAUGUUCUUCCUGUAUUCAAUGUUGAUGGAUAUAUUUGGUCAUGGACACAGAAUCGCAUGUGGAGAAAAAAUCGUUCCAAGAACCAAAACUCCAACUGCAUCGGCACUGACCUCAACAGGAACUUUAAUGCCUCAUGGAACUCUUUUCCGAACACCAAGGACCCAUGUGCAGAAACUUAUCGGGGCCCAGAACCAGAGUCCGAGAAAGAGACCAAAGCUGUCACUGACUUCAUUCGAAGCCACCUGAAAUCAAUCAAGGCCUAUAUCACCUUCCAUUCCUACUCCCAGAUGCUAUUGUUUCCCUAUGGAUAUACAUCAAAACUGCCACCUAACUACAAGGACCUGGCCAAAGUUGCAAAGAUCGGCACUGAUGUUCUAUCAACUCGGUAUGAAACCCGCUACAUCUAUGGCCCAAUAGCAUCAACUAUCUACCCGACAUCAGGUUCUUCUUUAGACUGGGCUUACAACCUGGGCAUCAAACACACAUUUGCCUUUGAGCUCCGAGAUAAAGGCAAAUUUUGUUUUCUCCUUCCAGAAUCUCAGAUAAAGCCGACCUGUAAAGAGACCUUGCUAGCUGUUAAAUUCAUUGCCAAGUAUAUCCUCAAGCAUACUUCCUAAAGAAUUGGCCUCAGUUUGGAAUAAGCCAAAUAAUGUUUCUUUAUGCCUUCUGCCAGAAAGUCAAUCUUCAAUUACACCUAGAUAUAGCUUCCACAUUACCUGAAUAGGUCCCUCUCUUGCUCACUUAAGUUCUAUGUUACUUCUUUUUGUUUUUAUUUACUCUCAAUAGCACCUUAACAAACAGCUUUAAGUGAAAGCUUUCAACAACCUUUCUUUGAUCCAAAUAAAGUUUGAAACCAUCAAAAAGUA